AUGUUGUUCUGUGCCCUCCAGAUAGAGUUGAGUGAGGAACAGGACCAGGGGAAAUAUGAAUGUGUUGCCACCAACAGCGAUGGAACCCGCUACUCCACCCCCGCUAACCUAUACGUCAGAGUGCGCAGGGUUCCCCCCCGGUUCUCCGUCCCCCCGGCAGACAGUGAGAUAAUACCAGGCGGUGGUAUCAACAUCACGUGUGUGGCGGUGGGCUCCCCCAUGCCUUACGUCAAAUGGAUGUUAGGAACCGAGGACCUCACCCCAGAGGACGACAUGCCUAUCGGACGGAACGUCUUAGAGCUGGGAGACAUACGCCAGUCUAACAACUACACCUGUGUGGCCAUGUCCACGCUGGGGGUGAUAGAGGCCAUGGCACAGAUCACGGUCAAAGCCCUGCCCAAGACCCCAGGUAAUCCAGUGGUAACAGAGAGAACUGCCACCAGUAUCACUCUGACCUGGGACUCAGGUAACCCUGAGCCUGUGUCCUACUACAUCAUACAGCACCGUCCUAAAGGUUCAGAAGACAUCUAUAAGGAGAUAGACAGUAUAACGACUACACGCUACAGUGUAGGUGGUCUCAGCCCGUACUCUCACUAUGACUUCCGGGUGGCGGCGGUCAACACCAUCGGUAGAGGUCCAGCCAGCGACUCUGUAGAGGCCAGAACAGCAGAACAGGCUCCGUCGUCACCACCACGACAGGUCAGAGGUCGUAUGCUGAGUACCACCACAGCAAUAAUCCACUGGGAUGGACCUGAGGAGGCUAACGGGCAGGUGGUGGGAUACAGAGUCUAUUAUACAGACGACAACACACUGCAAGUCAACCAGUGGGAGAAGCUGAUGGUCCGUGGUGUGAACUUCAUCACCAUCCAGAGUCUGACCCCUAAUAAGACCUAUUACAUCAGAGUCCUGGCCUUUACCUCUGUAGGAGACGGACCUCUCUCCCAGGACCUGCAGAUCAUAGCCAAGACUGGAGUUCCGUCCCAGCCGUCAGACUUCAAAGGAGAGGCCAAGUCAGAGACCAGUAUAUUGCUGUCAUGGGUAGCUCCUCCACAAAGUGGGCCUGAAAACCUGAUCACUGGAUAUGAACUGGUCUACAGGAGGUCUGGUGACAACGAAGAGAAGAAGCUGAAUUUUGACCCCGCCUCCUCCUACCUUAUAAAGAAUUUGAAGCCAUUCUCCUCCUACACCUUCCAGCUGGCAGCACGUAGCAAACACGGCAUCGGAGCGUAUACCAACGAGGUUACCACAGAUACACCACAGACAC
Salvelinus namaycush (lake trout) is the source of this 1264-nucleotide messenger RNA. RefSeq names its product receptor-type tyrosine-protein phosphatase delta-like. The annotation marks the transcript as partial. NCBI's taxonomy places the organism in Eukaryota, Metazoa, Chordata, Actinopteri, Salmoniformes, Salmonidae. The transcript is spliced from 9 exons. The record is from RefSeq and is a predicted model, not a curated record. Gene Ontology annotation, molecular function: cell-cell adhesion mediator activity. Gene Ontology annotation, biological process: cell-cell adhesion; brain development.